Molecule: messenger RNA, 2521 nt
Organism: Rhagoletis zephyria (snowberry fruit fly)
Lineage: Eukaryota; Metazoa; Arthropoda; Insecta; Diptera; Tephritidae
Gene: CrebB
Product: Cyclic-AMP response element binding protein B
Biological process (GO): regulation of transcription by RNA polymerase II
Cellular component (GO): nucleus; transcription regulator complex
Molecular function (GO): RNA polymerase II cis-regulatory region sequence-specific DNA binding; protein binding; DNA-binding transcription factor activity, RNA polymerase II-specific
Source: RefSeq, a predicted model, not a curated record
UCCUAUAACGUCAUCUUUCGGUUAACCAUCGCGACCGAGUCGAGGAUGAAUGUGUCAAUGCGACUGUGCAAAGAAUGUGAAUAUAGUGUUCUCGCUCUUGCGAAUGAUGUUCAAAGGCAAAACUCGGAGUUUGUUUACAAUUUCGUGAGCACUGAGUAAUUACUACAACAACGGCAACAAAAGCAAGAAAAGGCAGGCACAUCGCCAGCAGCAACAACAAUGCAUUAAAUUUUAGUGAUGUCAUCAGAAGUUUCGUUUCGUGGUCGUUGUCGUAGUUGUCGACGUAGUUUCAAAGUUUCUGUUGCCGUUGAAUUGUUGCAAAUAUUUUCCAAUUGAAUUUUAUUUGUUUGCUCUAACUGAUGUUGUCAGUGAUAUUAUUCUGAUGCAUCAGUUAUCAUAAAUUGUGAUAAGCAAAGCUCAAUCUUGAACUGGAUGCAAUAACAUCACUUCAGGCAUUACCUACUCCGUUUGCUUACCACCAACCACUCUUAGAAGAGAUCAGCAGUGAGUAGUAAAAACAACCAAAUCAAAGAAACUUUUAACCGCACCAAAGGACGAUAUUAGUCAGCCCCAAUCGCUAAUAGUUUUGCUUUUCGUAGUAGCAUUAAUACUACGCUUUUGCAUCUUUUUGGGUGGUCCUAAUAACAAAUAAAAUUUGUCAAGCUGAAGCAGUUGUCGCAAGACGUGACGGUGCUGUUGAAAAUUGAAAAAAUGGACAGCAUCGGUGAGGAGAACGGAAACUCGAACAAUAUUGAGGAAGGUCACAAUUUGACGACCACCUCAACACAGCACCAAAGUAACAACUCCUCGAAUUCAAUCGCAGCACCGCCCACAGCGAGUGCGGCCCCUGUGUUGGGCACAGCUGCGAAUGUACAAUACCCGUUAGCGCCAGUGCACAGUCUACAGCAAAUGCAGUCUGUAAUUCAGGCAGCCAAUCAGUCGUCAGUCAUUCAAACAGCCGCCACAAAUGCGGUACCUGCGGUGUCGCCGGCGUCGACAGGGCCCAAAGGUGUACUAUAUGUGAAUAAAGCGCCGAGUACAACGGUCAUACAUACAACAUCAGGCAGUGGUGUGCAAAUCAAACCCGAACCAAAUACACAACACCUCGAUACGAAUAGCGAGGAUAGUCUUACUGAUGAUGAUUCGCCGCAGCGACGAAUAGAGCUCACACGAAGACCAUCAUAUCAUAAAAUAUUCACCGAAAUUAGUGGACCUGAUAUAACGGGUGGAGCGACUUUGCAAAUGUCAGAGACUGGUGGAUUAUCUACGUUACCGGGCACGGGGGGCAACACAAGCGGCACACUAAUACAAUUGCCGCCGGAUAACGCGCCGACAUUUUACAUACCUCAUAGGAUUCCAUACAAUACCAAUAAUAGUGGCAUAGCCGAGGAUCAAACGCGAAAGCGUGAGAUACGUUUACAAAAGAAUCGUGAGGCAGCGCGUGAGUGCCGGCGUAAAAAGAAAGAGUACAUAAAGUGCCUGGAGAAUCGGGUGGCGGUGCUUGAGAACCAAAAUAAAGCGCUCAUUGAAGAACUGAAGUCACUCAAGGAGCUCUAUUGUCAAACAAAGAUCGAUUGAAAUAGGCAGGAUGAUGACGACGACGACGACGAUGCGGUUGGGACGGAUGUGACGGCUUCGGUUGACUAUGAGGACGACGCCGAUUGCGAUGGUGAUGGUGACGAUAACGACGCCGAUGAGGACAUUGUUGACGAAGUUGAUACCUCUGAUGCAGAGGGGACGUCAGUUGCGACAGCGGAAACCGCGACCAAUACAAACUUUGAAACAGUAAUUGCUAGAGAAGUUAUUAAUGUCGAUGCGACAUGCGAAACGAAAGCAGCUACACUACUUAGUAAUGAGAUAAAAUACCAUGAGGACGAUAAUAGGAGUCCUUAUGAAGAGGACCUCGCUUUGUUGCGAACUGUUGCAGCUGAACGAAAUGUUGCUCGAGCGAAUAGUCACAAACUGCAAUUGGUGCAUGUGGAUACGACUCCGUCUGCAGUAGUAGCAACAACAACAACAACAACAAAUACUAUUGUGCGUCGCCUUGUAGUAGCAAAUGUGAAUGCUGCCGCAGCCGCUGCCGUCAAUGCCACCGCCGCCACCGUUGUUUAUGUGCCCGCUAGACCUCCCACAAAUUGUUAACCUGAUUCGGCGAAGAGUUAGAUUUGCAUUAAUUUUUCGUCUGAACUAAAAAUUUUUGAUGAUAAACAAAAACUAAAAAAAUCAAUCAACACAAAAACACUCAAGCAUAGAAAGUGAAGAUAAAACAUUUUUUUGUAAUCUAAUUUAUAUACAUAUGUAUGUACGUAUCUUUUUAGAAUGAGCCGAGAAAGGAUAAAUGCAUUAUAAUUAUGUAAAUGCAAUGCAUUUACAUAUGUACAUAUUUAUAUGUAUGCACAUAUGUAUAAUGACAAUGGAAAUAGUAAGAGUUAGAUAUCUAUUAACGACAGCCCAGAAGGCUGUGGUGAUUUUCGACAAGCUUAAGUUUACGGAACGACAACAGGAUGUUUAAACCUUUUUU